Felis catus (domestic cat) is the source of this 4287-nucleotide messenger RNA. It is a transcript of the gene KRT9, whose product is annotated as keratin 9. The record is from RefSeq and is a predicted model, not a curated record. Gene Ontology annotation, molecular function: structural molecule activity. Gene Ontology annotation, cellular component: keratin filament. The transcript has 10 exons. Lineage: Eukaryota; Metazoa; Chordata; Mammalia; Carnivora; Felidae. The coding region runs from base 2115 to 4151 and encodes 678 amino acids.
CUCCCCCCGCCCUCGCACGGCGCACAGCGCAGAAGGGCAGUGCUGGGAGAGUCAGGGAGACGGCUCUUCCAACCUCCUCAACUUAGGGCCACAGCGGCCUGCUCUAGGUCAUACAGACUGAAAGUGGACCGGGUGCUCAGGCCUCUGGUCCCUGACCAGCACUCAAGACAAUGCCUGGAACACAGUAAAUAUUCAAGAAACGACGAAUCCAAACUUACAGUGAGGAAGUUGAGAUUCAGCGAGGGGAAGCGACUCUUCCCAAAUUGAGUGGGAGAACUUGGCUUCAGACUCAGACCUGUCCGGCUCCAAAAGCUAGUGCCCUGAACCUCUUUGCCAGCUCUUAGCACCUCCUAACUGGAAUGACCGGUCGUCGUUCCUUUAUUCCAUGUGUGUUGGGAUCCUACUUGGACGAGACACGGUGCUGGGCACCAGGACAAGUACAAGAUGCAUAAGCACGGGAAACUGCAAUGGAGCGAAGGGCAAAGCCAGAGGGAGAGAAUGCAGGAGGGCUUCCCGGAGGAGGGGGCACACAGAUGGUUCGCUAGAGAUGAGUAGGAGUCUCUGGGUAGAAAAGACGGAGGGAUAUUUGGACUGGAGCAAACUGGAGCAAACUGGAGCAUCAUCUGAGGUUUGAAGGGUGUUUGGGAGCGUUGCGUGAUUUGGUUAAGGGGUCUGGGGGACGGCAGCAGGUCAGGCUGGAAUGGAAAGAUUGGCCUGGGCCUUGAGUGUCAAGAGUGUGGACCUUCUCUUGGGGGUGAAAGGAAGUCAGUGGAGAACUGUGGUCACACCCAGGUCGGGAAAGACCACUUUCCCCAGGGGAGGAGUCCAGACUGAGCGAGGCAGGGAGAGCCGCUGCGAGCUGAUGGUAAAGAUCCAGGAGGGGGCAGAGUCCAGAGGGCCUCUGGGGCUGAAGGAUCAGAGGUGGUGAAACCGUUUCUGGAGCCCUUCUCAUGCGUCUCUUCCUAGGAGAUGGGCACACCAUUAACAUCAUCCUUUCACAGAGGAGAGAACGGAGGCACCGAGUAAUUACAUAACGUGGCAGAGUCACAUGUCACACAGCUCGUGAGCGGGCAGCGGGGGUUGCCUCGGGUAGUCUGGCACCAGAGUCCCCUGCCUCUCUUACCGCUGUCUCCUGGCCCUGCUCACCAGAACACGCUUCGGACCUUCUGCCAGGAGCUGGGGGCUUGCGCAUUCCAGGAGGGCUGGGAAAUCGCACAUCUCUGUAUCCCUCAGGGCUCAGUACGGACUAGGCAGUCAACCAAGGUCAAUUCCAUACCCGCUGCUGGGCCCUGCUGAAGGAUCAGGACAGUGGAGCCCCUUGCCUUCCUGCUCCAAGGUCAGCCAGCCUCAGUACCACUGUCUUUAUUCAGUCUUUCUCCCCGCGUCCUUUGUGUGAACACCACUUGCUGUUUCCGAGCGCUGGUGGGCAUGUGGCUGUGUUGCGGUCUUUCUGCCAUGUCAUUUGCUUCCUUCGUCACACUGGGGUUUCUGAGAGCAAGGACCGGGUUCCCCAUCAGUCUGGGGCUCCGUGAGGGCAGGGGCUGGGCUUCCCACCAUCACUGGCAGCUCUCUGUGGGCUGGGACUGUGCCUCCUCCAUCCUCGGGGAUGACCCCGUGGUCCCCCAGUCCUAGCCCACCCACAGUGGGCACAAGGUGGGAGCAGGGAGGGGUGCACACAGUGAUAACCAUCAGUGGGGGAGAAGACUCUACUCCUAGGAGUUCCUAUCCCAGAGGGGCUAAGUCUCAGACCUGCAGCUGGGCUGGCUGGAGACCAAACUCCAGGAUCUAGGUCACCCCCUUGGCGGCAGAGCUGAUUUAUGGUCCCCCUGACAGCCUAAUAUCACCAAAUUACCCCACACAAUGGAGAGAGGCUGGGCUGCCUCCGGGGAGUCAGAGAAGGACGCUGAGCCUGGGCGGCACUGCCGCCUCCCGAUCGCAGACCUCCUUCAGGUCUGUGGGGGGAGGCUGGUGCCGACAGAGGGCACACCCAGGCAUGCCACCUUCAGCUGGGGGUAUAAGUAAGAAGCCUUGGGGACAGCCCUGUACCCUGCACUCGGGAACUAGCAGCGCUCUGACGACUGCCUCCUAUCCCACGAGCUGCAGCAGGGCCAGCCAUGAGUUGCAGACAAUUCUCCUCCUCUUACCGGAGCCAAGGCAGCUCCAGGGGCGGCGGGGGCAGCAUGAUGUCCUCGUUCGGUCGCGUCAGCUCCUCAGGGGCCGCUGGAGGAGGGGGCCGAUUCAGCUCUUCCAGUAGCUACGGAGGGGGGCGCUCCGGGGCCUGUGGGAGGGGAGGUGGUGGCAGUUUUGGCUCCAGCUACGGUGGAGGAUCUGGGGGUGGUUUUAGUGCUGGUAGCUUCGGUGGAGGUUCCAGGCGCUUCGGUGGUGUGUCUGGAGGGGGCUUUGGGGGUGGAUCUGGAGGAGGCUUUGGAGGCUCUGGGGGCUUUGGGGGUGGAUCUGGAGGAGGCUUUGGUUUUGGUGGCGGUUCUGCAGGAGGCUUUGGGGGAUCUGGGGGCUUUGGCGGUGACUUUGAUGGUGGUGCUGGUGGUAUUCUGGGCGCUGAUGAGAAGACCACCAUGCAGAACCUCAAUUUCCGGCUGGCCUCCUACUUGGAUAAGGUGCAGGCACUAGAGGAAGACAACAAUAAACUGGAGGGUAAGAUCCGGGAGUGGUAUAACAAGCAGGGACCCAUGACCUUCCAAAAGGAUUACUCCCCCUACUAUGACACCAUCGAAGACCUCAAGAACCAGAUUCUGGACACCACAGUGGGCAACCAUAAGACUCUCCUGGAUCUUGACAACGUUCACAUGACAUUGGAUGACUUCAGGAUGAAGUAUGAGAUGGAAAACACCCUGCGACAAGCAGUGGAGGCUGACAUCAAUGGCUUGCGGAAGGUGCUGGAUGAUCUGACCAUGCAAAAGUCUGUCCUGGAAAUGCAGUAUGAGUCUCAGCAGGAGGAACUGAUUUUCCUCAAGAAGAAUCAUGAGGAUGAGAUGAAUCAGCUGACUGGGCAGAACUCUGGGGAUGUCAAUGUGGAGAUGAAUGCUGCUCCUGGCAAAGAUCUCACCAAGAUCCUCAAUGACAUGCGCGAGCAGUAUGAGAGGAUCAGUGCUAAGAACCGUAGGGACAUUGAAGAGCAAUAUGAGACUCAGAUGAGCCAGAUGGAGCAGGAAGUGACGAAUAGUGGCCGGGAGAUGGAGUCCAGCAACAAGGAGGUGACCCAGCUCCGGCACAGCGUCCAGGAGAUGGAGAUUGAGCUGCAGUCUCAGCUCAGCAAGAAAUUGGCCCUGGAGAAGUCCUUGGAAGACACCAAGAACCGCUACUGUGGCCAGCUGCAGCAGUUGCAGGAGCAGAUCAGUAACCUGGAGGCUCAGCUCACUGAGAUCCGGGGAGAGAUUGAGUGCCAGAAUCAGGAAUACAGCGUUCUGCUCAACAUCAAGACACGGCUGGAGCAGGAAAUUGCGACUUACCGCAGCCUCCUUGAGGGUGGCCAGGAGGACUUUGAAUCUCAUGAAUCUGGACAAAGGCACUCUGGAGGUGGCAGAGGAAGUGGAUAUCAUGGUGGAAGUGGAGGCAGUCAUGGAAGAGGAUCCUGGGGAGGAAGUGGAGGUAGCCAUGGAAGAGGAAGUGGAGGCAGCUAUGGAGGAAGAGGUAGUUCUGGAGGAGGAAGUGGAGGUAGCCACGGAGGAGGAAGUGGUGGCAGCUAUGGUGGAGGAAGUAGCUCUGGAGGAGGAAGUGGAGGCAGGGGAGGAAGUGGUGGCAGCUGUGAAGAAGGAAGUGGAUCUGGAGGAGGAAGUGGUGGCAGCUACGGAGGAGGAAGUGGAUCUGGAGGAGGAAGUGGCGGCAGCUACGGAGGAGGAAGUGGAUCUGGAGGAGGAAGUGGUGGCAGCUACGGAGGGGGAAGUGGAUCUGGAGGAGGAAGUGGCGGCAGCUACGGAGGAGGAAGUGGAUCUGGAGGAGGAAGUGGCGGCAGCUACGGAGGAGGAAGUGGAUCUGGAGGAGGAAGUGGUGGCAGCUAUGGAGGAGGAAGUGGAUCCAAAGGCGGAAGUGGUGGCAGCUAUGGAGGAGGAAGUGGAAGAUCAUCUCAGUCCCAGUCCUCUUCCUCAAAAUCUGGUGAAUGUGAUGAUACACAAGGCUAUCAGAUUCGAUACUAGAGCUCCUGUAAAUGUUUUUGGCUCUGCCUCAGCUGAGUGUCCCCCAGACGGGCAGCCCCCUGACAAAGCCUGCUUAUUGCCUUCUGACAUCAAGGAUGGCUGGCAAGUCCCAGGGCUCAUUUGGGACUGGGCUGAA